UCUCUGAGGGCCGUGGGUAGACGCCAUUUUGGCCCCAGAGGUGCUUCUGGGAAGUUGGGCGCGAUUCUCCUUCACUUUGCCGGCCGGUGAGGCGCGGCCCUGUGGAGUAGCUGGCGUUUCCUGGGCGAAGCGUCGGCCGCCCGCCCGCCCGCCGCCGGCUUCUCCGGAGUCUCGGGCGAGGCAGAAGCGCGCCGCGGCGGAGAGAGGUCACUCGGCCAGGAAGGACGUGACGGGGGCGGCGCGUGGCGCGGACACUCCCCGCCGAGAGCCCGCCUGCCAUGGACUCGGAGUACUACAGCGGGGACCAGUCAGAUGAUGGUGGUGCAACCCCAGUACAGGACGAGCGGGAUUCAGGGUCAGAUGGUGAGGAUGGUGUAACCGAGCAGCACUCCGGAUCCGACACUGGAAGUAUAGACCACCACUCAGAGAAUGAAACUAGUGAUAGAGAAGAUGGCUUGGUCAAGAUACAUAAUGGAACAGACUCUGAGAAUGAUGAACCUUCCAAUGCUAAUGCCAGUGACUCUGAAAGUGAGGAGCUUCACAGGCCAAAGGACAGUGACUCUGACUCUGAGGAACAUGCAGAGUCUCCAGCCAGUGAUUCUGAAAAUGAAGCUGUCAACCAACAUGGGAGCGACUCUGAAAAUGAAGAGCUCCUUAAUGGGCAUGCCAGUGACUCUGAAAAGGAAGAGGUUAGAAAGCAUACAGCCAGUGACUCUGAAACUGAGGACCCUCUGCAGCCUCAGGUCAGCGAGUCUGACAGCGAAGAUCCCCCAAGGCCCCAGGCCAGUGACUCAGAAAAUGAGGAGCCUCCCAAACCUCGGAUAAGUGAUUCAGAAAGUGAGGAGCUCCCCAAACCCCGGAUCAGUGACUCAGAAAACGAGGAUCCCCCAAGGCCCCAGGCCAGUGACUCGGAAAGCGAGGAGCUCCCCAAACCCCGAGUCAGUGAUUCAGAAAGUGAGGAUCCCCCAAGGCCCCAGGCCAGUGACUCGGAAAGCGAGGAGCUCCCCAAACCCAGAGUCAGCGACUCAGAAAGUGAGGACCCUCAGAAAGGACCUGCUAGUGAUUCUGAAGCUGAGGAUGCCUCCAGGCACAAAGAAAAGCCAGAAUCAGAUGACAGUGAUGGGGAGAAUAAGAGAGAAGAUUCUGAAGUGCAGAAUGAGUCAGAUGGCCAUGCAGACAGAAAAGGACUCCACAGCUCUGACAGUGAGGAGGAAGAACCCAAAAGGCAAAAAAUUGACAGUGAUGAUGAUGAAGAAAAGGAGGGGGAUGAGGAGAAAGUAGCGAAGCGGAAGGCUGCUGUGCUUUCUGAUAGUGAGGAUGAUGACAAAGCCUCAGCAAAGAAGAGUCGAGUUGUCUCUGAUGCUGAUGACUCUGAUAGUGAUGUUGUAUCAGACAAGUCAGGCAAAAGAGAGAAGACAGUAGCGUCUGACAGUGAAGAAGAAGCCGGGAAAGAAGAGCCUUCUGUAAAGAAGAAGGAAGAGAAGGAUCUGUUUGGGAGUGAUAGUGAAUCAGGCAAUGAAGAAGAAAAUCUUAUUGCAGAUAUAUUUGGAGAAUCUGGUGAUGAAGAGGAAGAGGAAUUUACGGGUUUUAACCAAGAAGAUUUGGAGGAAGAGAAAAACGAAGCACAGCUAAAAGAAGCAGAAGAUUCUGAUUCCGAUGAUAACAUAAAGAGAGGCAAGCAUAUGGACUUUCUGUCAGAUUUUGAGAUGAUGUUACAACGAAAAAAAAGCAUGUGUGGCAAACGCAGACGAAAUCGAGAUGGGGGCACUUUUAUUAGUGAUGCAGAUGAUGUUGUGAGCGCCAUGAUUGUCAAGAUGAAUGAAGCUGCUGAGGAAGACAGACAAUUGAAUAAUCAAAAAAAGCCAGCUCUGAAAAAAUUAACUUUAUUGCCUACUGUGGUUAUGCACCUUAAAAAGCAGGACCUUAAAGAAACAUUUAUUGACAGUGGUGUGAUGUCUGCCAUUAAAGAAUGGCUCUCACCUCUACCAGAUAGGAGUUUGCCUGCACUGAAGAUUCGGGAGGAAUUGUUAAAGAUUCUGCAAGAGCUACCUAGUGUGAGCCAAGAGACCCUGAAGCAUAGUGGGAUUGGCCGAGCAGUGAUGUAUCUGUAUAAACACCCUAAGGAGUCAAGGUCCAACAAGGACAUGGCAGGGAAGCUCAUCAAUGAGUGGUCUCGGCCCAUAUUUGGUCUUACCUCAAACUAUAAAGGAAUGACAAGAGAAGAAAGGGAGCAGAGAGAUCUAGAACAAAUGCCACAGCGACGAAGAAUGAGCAGCACUGGUGGUCAGACACCACGAAGAGACCUGGAAAAGGUACUAACAGGAGAAGAAAAGGCUCUUAGGCCUGGAGAUCCUGGCUUCUGUGCCCGUGCAAGAGUCCCAAUGCCAUCAAACAAGGACUAUGUUGUCAGGCCCAAGUGGAAUGUAGAAAUGGAGUCAUCCAGGUUUCAGGCAUCCUCCAAGAAAGGUAUCAGUCGACUGGAUAAACAGAUGAGAAAGUUCACAGAUAUCAGGAAAAAAAGCAGAUCUGCACAUGCAGUGAAAAUCAGCAUCGAGGGCAAUAAAAUGCCAUUGUGACCUUGCCUGGGACGUGUCCCCAUCUCUUUAAAAAAAAAAAAUGCACAGUGGACUAUGGAGAAAGAAGAUAAUUUUAAAUGUUUUAGUGUGUCUCUAAAUGGUUCCAUUUGUAUCAUCUGUUGUUGUAGGACUAACAUUUCUCUCUGUUGUAUUUAAGACCAGUUGUCUGCUUUGUACAGAAGAGUACUUACUACUCCUGCUUCUAUCAACUGUAUGUAAUAAAAUUUCAUUAUGGUUUUG
Mus pahari (shrew mouse) is the source of this 2816-nucleotide messenger RNA. It is a transcript of the gene Iws1, whose product is annotated as interacts with SUPT6H, CTD assembly factor 1. The record is from RefSeq and is a predicted model, not a curated record. Bases 279 to 2576 code for a protein of 765 amino acids. Gene Ontology annotation, cellular component: nucleus. NCBI's taxonomy places the organism in Eukaryota, Metazoa, Chordata, Mammalia, Rodentia, Muridae. Gene Ontology annotation, biological process: poly(A)+ mRNA export from nucleus. The transcript is spliced from 14 exons.